This is a messenger RNA of Acanthopagrus latus (yellowfin seabream), 2978 nucleotides long. Its product is annotated as transmembrane protein 229B-like. The record is from RefSeq and is a predicted model, not a curated record. The transcript has 2 exons. Lineage: Eukaryota; Metazoa; Chordata; Actinopteri; Spariformes; Sparidae. The coding region runs from base 893 to 1429 and encodes 178 amino acids.
AGGACUGACAUCUGCUCUCGGAGACGUUAUGGGUACACUUUACACCGUGCAAGUGUGAAAUUACUGUUAGAGCUCCGCAAACAUAUUUAUAUUUGUACGUUGUGUGUGGGCAGCCUUCUCAUACCACAAGUCUUGCUGUAAGUGCUUCAUAAUUUUUUAUCAUUUCAGAUGACUAAUACAUCAAUCACUUUACUUCAACCAAAAUAAGUAAUAAUUCAGACUAAUUACACUGAUGAUAAUAAUAACAAUUUGAUAUAAAUCAAAAAGUGCAUUUAUUCUAUCUACCUAUUAAAUCACACAAACAUGACAUCGAUUUAUGCAUGUGGAGAUGCAUAAAAUGGGAAUUGAAUGAAAACUAUGAACUUCACCCAAGUAAAGAAUCCAAGAUUUAUAUAAAAUACUAAACACACAUAUUCUUUUAUGUAAAGUAUGACCUUCUAAAAUAUGGAAAGGCUGCAAAUAGAUUGGAAACCAAAAUUGGAUUUGGUAUUAUUAUUGUUUUAAAAAAGUUUGAUGCAUGUCCAGUAGAAGUUUCACAGUCAGUGGUCUGCUUUCCUGACACACCCACCUACUGUGGCUCCCUGAUAGCGUCCAUGUUUGCCCUAAAAAAAAUCAUUUGCGCUGUUAAAAAGGAACUAUUCAUGCACCCAGUGUGAGAUCAAUACUUUUAUUGGUGCUACAUACACGAACUCAUUUAUUCCAACACGAGUGGUCCAGAUUUACUUCCUGGGACCGUCCCUUGGUUCACGACCUUAGCCUAUGACAGAGACAUCGCUGUCUCACUCCGCUUAAUGUUUAGCCCAAGAUCCCCACACACACACACACACACACACACACACACAGGGAAGCAUAGGGAUUACAAAAGGUGCAGAGACCCAUAUGCUGCUCCGGGAUGGAGGCGAGAAAACUACAUGCGAGGAGGACACAAGGUAGUAAUGAUCAAGGGACUGGCGGUGAAGACGAAGCCCUCGCAGAGCCACAUGAGAGCGUCUCUGGUCGUCCUCUCUCCGCUGCAGCUCGUCUGUGUGUGUACGCGCUGCACGGCUGCCUCUGUGAGGUGGCCUUCACCGCUGUGUGUGACUGGUGCAGCACCCAGGACAGAAGGCUGCCAGGUCACAGCAGCCUGUGGGCGCUGCCUAUGUACGCUACUGCAAUCUACCUCAUUGAGAGCCUGAGGGCACGACUGCUGGCUCAGCGCCGCCCGCUGCCACUGCGUCUGAUGGCCUACACCAUGUUCAUCUACCUCUGGGAGUUCAGCUGGGGGACGGGGCUGAGGCUGCUGGGGGCCUGUCCCUGGGACUACUCAGGUUAUAGGUAUAACCUGGGAGGACUGGUGACCCUGGAGUACGCACUGCCCUGGACUGUGGCAGCGUUUAUAGCAGAGCAGCACGUGAUCAGGAACACUCUGAGGAUAAGACUGCACAACUGAACCGAUCGAUCUGGAAUCAGCAUUUAAGAGCAACACCACAACUGAGAGUUUAACAGUAAACAAGGUGUUGCACCUCCCUGAGCUGUGUCAUUAAAUCUCACAAAUAUUUGCAGGCCAAUCUGUGAGCGUGUUUUUCUAACAGGCUGAAAUGAGACAGCAGUGUUUUAUUUGGGGAAAACUGGUUUGCUAGCUCAUAAAUCCAAUGACUGUAUGACAGCUAUAAAUCAGUAGCUACAGCACCUCCAGGAGAUGAACAGUUUAACAGACCAGAAAAAAAGUUGUAGAGGUUUAAUCUGGGGGCUUAGUUAGACUUUUUCUUAGCCAAGACUAAUGACUUUCUGAAGUGUCAGCUUGUUGCCUCACAGCGAUGACUCCAGGAAGUCACCGGGCCCAAGAAAUAGUUCCAACACAUAACUUCCAGUAAAACUAAAUUUCAUUUUAACAAUUGUGUACAUCUUUGAGUUUUAGACGGACAAAUGGAGUUGUUUCCCCCUGCUUCUAGUCAUCAUGUUUUUAAAAGCUCAUUGCCUCUUGAAUCCAUCUGUGUAUCUGAUGCACAGACCGAUUGUCAGUGGUGUUGACUUUCUGAGAUGACAGUGGGGUGGUAGACUGUGGUUCGGAUGGCUGUUGUCUUUUAAUAUCGCCUUAAUGAUGUCACUGAUGCUCUGUAGAAGAGUACCAAUUGCCUAUAAAUUGCCUUGAACUUGGCACAGGAAAGAAGUCUUCUGAAUUUCACUUAAGACAUCAAGCUGUUUCUAUUCUUUUUGUUUCCAGGAAGGAUAUGAACCCCCUAAUGUCACAUGAAUUGAUAUUUUUUAUCUUUAUUUAUUCUUUAAGUUAUUUCCUUGUGUGCAAAAGAUCCAUAUCUUGGGUGCGCAAGAUUGAAACAUAUCGCUCUGGGGGACUUUAGGAGAUAAAUACAACAGUGAAAAUAUAGUCUGGGUGUAAAUUCUAAUGACACUUUAAGCCAUGUAAGAAUUCAGAGCUGUUUAGACCAUGAAGCACUUACGUGUAAAAACUUAAGACAACAGUAAUACACACCCAGUCUUAUUCCCUAGGGUUAAAGGAUCGAUAGCUUGGCUAAGUCCCAAACUAAUCAUACUGUUAAUGAUCACAAGAGUAGCAACAAGCCCACCUCCUUGUCUCAUUAAUAGCUGGAGGAUAAUUACAGUGGAAAAAGUUGUGACUCUAAAAUCACAGUCUGCGUUUCUCUGGAACAGACGAGUUGGUGUUGCGACUGUGCCAAACUCUUGUUCAAACUUGUGUUUAAUGUAGUUUCAGCCAAUAUUAUUCCACUAGGAGUGUGACUGUGGUUUUUACCUUUUAUUCAGAAGAUAACUGUCAUUGUUCUAUUCUUCUCCCCUUUGACUUCCAGAGAAAAAUCGACAUGUUGAAUACAAGUGAACAGUGCGGUUGGAUUUGGAAGCUUUAGGACUUUCCAGUGUAAAAUGGAGAACAUUAACAUCUAUCAAUGCAGUAAAGGAAAAAACAGUGAUGAAAUGUGGAUAUUGGAAAGUAAAGGUCAGGGAGAUAAAUGAUCACAACUCAG